UUCGUCCCUUUUCUUUUUCAUCUCCAAAAAGCUUCUCUCUUCUAGCUUCCAACAUGUCCUCUCAGCAGAAGAUCGCCAUCGUCUCGGUCUACGACAAGACCGGUCUGUUGGACCUGGCCAAGGGUCUUGUCCAGCAGAAUGUUCGAAUUCUCGCCUCUGGAGGCACCUCCAAGAUGAUCCGAGAGUCGGGCUUCCCUGUCGAGGACGUUUCCGCCAUCACCAAGGCCCCUGAGAUGCUUGCUGGUCGCGUCAAGACUCUGCACCCUGCCGUCCACGCUGGUAUCUUGGCCCGUGACCUCGCCUCUGACGAGAAGGACCUUGCCGACCAGAACAUCAACAAGGUUGACUACGUCAUCUGCAACCUCUACCCCUUCAAGGACACUGUCGCCAAGAUCAACGUCAGCAUCCCCGAGGCUGUCGAAGAGAUCGACAUUGGUGGUGUGACUCUCAUCCGCGCUGCCGCCAAGAACCACAAGCGUGUUACCAUCCUCAGCGACCCCAACGACUACGCUGGCUUCCUCAAGGAGCUCGAGAAGGGCGAUGUCACCGAGAGCAGCCGCAACCGAUACGCCCUCAAGGCCUUCGAGCACACUGCCGACUACGAUGCCGCCAUCUCCCAGUUCUUCCGCAAGGAGUACGCUGGUAACGGCGACCAGUACAGCGCUCUCCGAUACGGCGCCAACCCCCACCAGAAGCCUGCUGCCGCCUACGUUUCCGAGGGCAACCUUCCCUUCAAGGUCCUUGGUGGCUCUCCCGGUUACAUCAACCUCCUCGACGCCCUGAACGCCUGGCCUCUCGUUAAGGAGCUCCACAAGGCCCUUGGCAAGCCCGCCGCUGCCAGCUUCAAGCACGUUUCUCCUGCUGGUGCUGCCAUUGGUCUCCCUCUUACUGAGGAGGAGAAGAAGGUCUACUUUGUCCACGACAUUGAGGGCAUUGACGAGUCCAGCCUCGCCCAGGCUUACGCUCGUGCCCGUGGUGCCGACCGCAUGAGCAGCUUUGGCGACAUGAUUGCUCUCAGCGACGUCGUUGAUGUUCCUACUGCUCGCAUCAUCUCCAAGGAGGUCUCUGACGGUGUCAUUGCUCCUGGCUACGAAGAAGCCGCUCUUGAGAUCCUCAAGAAGAAGAAGGGUGGCCGAUACCUCGUCCUUCAGAUCGACCCUGAGUACAACCCUCCCGCUACUGAGACCCGCACUGUCUACGGUAUCAACCUCCAGCAGCACCGUAACGAUGUUGAGAUCACUCCCAAGCACUUCAACACCAUCAUCACCCCCAAGGACACUGCUUCCCUCCCCGAGAGCGCUGCUCGUGACCUUACCAUCGCCACCAUCACUCUCAAGUACACUCAGAGCAACUCUGUGUGCUACGCCUACAACGGACAAGUCGUUGGUCUCGGUGCUGGACAGCAGUCCCGAAUUCACUGUACCCGACUUGCCGGUGACAAGGCUGACAACUGGUGGAUGCGAUUCCACGAGCGUGUUCUCGGCAUCAAGUGGAAGAAGGGUACCAAGCGUCCCGACAAGAGCAACGCCAUCGACCUGCUCGUCAGCGGUCAGCUCCCCAAGGACGGUCCUGAGCGUGAGGCUUUCGAGGGUGUCUUUGAGGAGGUCCCUGCUGCCUUUACUGCCGAGGAGCGUGAAGCUUGGAUGAAGCAGCUCAAGAACGUUUGCGUUUCCAGCGAUGCUUUCUUCCCCUUUAUUGACAACGUCUUCCGCGUGUCUCAAUCAGGAGUCAAGUAUGUUGCUGCCCCUGGAGGCAGCCAGAACGACUCUGCUGUCUUUGACACCGCUGAGAAGCUGGGCAUUACCUUUGUUGAGCAGAACAUUCGUCUGUUCCACCACUAAGCGAUACCUGAUGAGAGAAUUUGUUUUUUGUUGAUUUUUGAUAUGAAAAUGGAACCGGAAAAGUAAAGACCUGGCUUGCAGAACUUGGCAUGGAAAAGAGGGAUUCCCAGAAAUUGUAAUCUUUAUGAUUGCGAUGUUGUAUAUAUAUGAUAGAUUUAACGCCGCGCUCAGACGCUCACUUCAACGUGAUUAUGAUGAUUUUGAACCAUUCGUAAAGUUGUAUUAUCUGUUUGUUUUGUGACUCUAUCUCAUUCGACGGCUUUCACAAAUAAGUGAGCCUGGCCGAAAGCAUCUACUCCCUUUGCUCCGUCCCAUGGUUGCUUCCCUUCCAAUCCCAAAAGCAGAUCAAAAUUAAAUAAAAUCGCAAAUCGCAGCAUUUUUUGCAACCCAAUCCCAUUACCCCUUUAUUGCCUAGUCUUCAAUGUCAUCAUCGCUGAGUACCAAUUUCUGAGCAAGUAAUCCCGAUACGUUUCCAUCCUUUAUACCCGCGCGCUUCUUUCGAGGACCCAUUUCUUCUGAAGGCUUGUCUGUUGCCCACGCUUCUCCAGGUGACAUAUCGUCUUCGGCAUCGGAUUCUUCAUCUGCAGCGUUGAUGCCUUUAAAUGCGACUACCUUUUCGAGAUCUCGAAGGCGGAAAGUGGAUGUCUUGCGAGCUCGAGCAAUAUGAGCCAUGUACGGUAGACGCUCGAGGAGCAGCUCGCGCCGGGCUGCGCUACCGAGUGAAAGCAGAGGCGUGUCCUGAAUCUCGUCUUCCUUCUGUUUCUGCUGCUGUAGCUUUAUAGCAGCCUGUCGGCUCUGUUGCUUGCGUUGCAUCCAAGAAGUUUCAUCAGAAUUCUGUUGUGGGCGAUAGAACGCUGUAGCGCCAUCGGUGAGGUUCUUGA
Molecule: messenger RNA, 2722 nt
Organism: Fusarium graminearum PH-1
Lineage: Eukaryota; Fungi; Ascomycota; Sordariomycetes; Hypocreales; Nectriaceae
Product: bifunctional purine biosynthesis protein ADE17
Exons: 3
Coding region: 54-1841 (595 amino acids)
Biological process (GO): 'de novo' IMP biosynthetic process
Cellular component (GO): cytosol
Molecular function (GO): phosphoribosylaminoimidazolecarboxamide formyltransferase activity; IMP cyclohydrolase activity
Source: RefSeq, a predicted model, not a curated record